GUCGACUUUAGUGCUAUAUAAGGUGUAGCGAUGUGAGUGACUAGGCAGUUUGUACGGAACGCAUCACUUACUGAUUAUGUCUGGACGUGGCAAAGGAGGAAAGGGCUUAGGGAAAGGAGGCGCCAAGCGGCACAGGAAGGUGUUGCGGGAUAACAUUCAGGGUAUCACUAAACCCGCCAUCCGCCGCCUGGCCCGGAGAGGGGGAGUCAAGCGCAUCUCCGGUCUUAUCUACGAGGAGACUCGUGGCGUUCUCAAGGUUUUCCUAGAGAAUGUUAUUCGAGACGCCGUCACCUAUACAGAACACGCCAAGAGGAAGACUGUUACCGCCAUGGAUGUGGUGUACGCGCUCAAGCGCCAGGGCAGGAAACAAUUCGCUUCAUAACAUUUUUCGUUGCGUUAAAUAGCUAUGGCUCGUACUAAACAGACCGCCCGCAAGUCCACCGGAGGGAAGGCUCCUCGCAAACAGUUGGCCACUAAGGCAGCCAGGAAGAGCGCUCCGGCCACUGGGGGUGUCAAGAAGCCACAUCGUUACCGCCCAGGUACUGUCGCUCUCCGAGAAAUCCGACGUUACCAGAAAUCCACUGAGCUGCUGAUUCGCAAGUUGCCUUUCCAGCGCCUGGUUCGUGAGAUCGCUCAGGAUUUCAAGACUGACCUGCGUUUCCAGAGCUCGGCCGUCAUGGCUCUGCAGGAGGCCAGCGAGGCUUAUCUGGUUGGCUUGUUUGAGGACACCAAUCUGUGCGCCAUCCUGAUCAUGUCUGGACGCGGCAAAGGAGGAAAGGGCUUAGGGAAAGGAGGCGCCAAGCGGCACAGGAAGGUGUUGCGGGAUAACAUCCAGGGUAUCACUAAACCCGCCAUCCGCCGACUGGCCCGGAGAGGGGGAGUCAAGCGCAUCUCAGGUCUCAUCUACGAGGAGACUCGUGGCGUUCUUAAGGUUUUCCUAGAGAAUGUCAUCCGAGAUGCUGUCACUUACACCGAACACGCCAAGAGGAAGACUGUUACCGCAAUGGAUGUGGUGUACGCUCUCAAGCGCCAGGGCCGCACUCUCUACGGCUUCGGAGGCUGAAUCUACUGCCCAUUAAUCUUGUACCCAAAGGCUCUUUUCAGAGCCAC
This is a messenger RNA of Xenopus laevis (African clawed frog), 1110 nucleotides long. RefSeq lists its product as uncharacterized. Lineage: Eukaryota; Metazoa; Chordata; Amphibia; Anura; Pipidae. The record is from RefSeq and is a predicted model, not a curated record. The transcript is spliced from 3 exons.